Saccoglossus kowalevskii is the source of this 405-nucleotide messenger RNA. RefSeq lists its product as uncharacterized. Lineage: Eukaryota; Metazoa; Hemichordata; Enteropneusta; Harrimaniidae. The record is from RefSeq and is a predicted model, not a curated record.
UUCAGAUGCUGAACUUGGACGGAUGACUAAAUAUAAUUCCCCAAUGCAUGAUAUCAGUUAUGAUAGCAUGGAUGAAUUAAAACUUCACUUCGAUGACAAUCAAAGCAGAGAUAGCCUUUCAAAUAAAUUUGAUCUGAAUACUUUUACAACAAACUCUGAAAAUGUCACACCUCGAGAUCUGGUGACUUCUGGGCUCAUAUCGCAUGAUGGUUUUUCUUCUCCCACUCCUGAGGAGCUUGAUGGUCUAUAUGCUAAGGUGAACUUUAGCAAAAAGAAAAUGAAUCAAAGAAGGGAUGAUGCAAUACUCAACAAUUCAGACAGUGUCUCGAUUUAUGGGUUUAAUAAUCCAAUGGUUGCCAUGACACUGAAUGAAAGAACUGAACUUUAACAUUAGUUAAUACAAAG